Messenger RNA from Prunus persica (peach), 1242 nucleotides. Its product is annotated as BURP domain protein RD22. Bases 155 to 1147 code for a protein of 330 amino acids. NCBI's taxonomy places the organism in Eukaryota, Viridiplantae, Streptophyta, Magnoliopsida, Rosales, Rosaceae. The record is from RefSeq and is a predicted model, not a curated record. The transcript is spliced from 3 exons.
UGGGUGGAGUGUUACUUCUGGGUACCCCUCAUCAUUCGUCCAUAAAAUGGUGAAGCCAGUUGCUACUGUUACUAUAAGAGCCAGCUCCGACUUUCUUUAAUUUCUUGCUUCAUAUCCACUAGCUACAUCUGUUGCCAAGUUAAUUUCAGUCCUAAUGGGGUUUCAUCUCCCACUCAUCUUUGCUAUUCUCAGUCUAGCAGCGGUGGCACUGGCAAACCAUGCUGCUCAACCAGCAGCUCAACUUUACUGGAACUCCGUCCUGCCAAACACACAGAUGCCAAGAACUAUCAGUGAACUUCUGCAUCCUGACUCCACAAAUGAAGAAAAGAGCACAAAUAUCAUGAAUGCUGUUGGGAAUGGAAAGCCAACGGACCACAACGGCAAACCUAAAAUGAAGGCAUUGUUUAGCGGAUACACAAUUCAAGUACAGUAUGCAGGAGUUCCUAAUUCUGACAAUCAACUCCAAUAUUAUAAAAACAUGACUAUUUUCUUCUUGGGGAAGGACAUGCGCCUUGGCGCAACAAUGAACUUCCAAUUCACUAGAAAUUCAAACACGGCUACUUUCCUGCCACGUGAAAGUGCUCAAUCGAUCCCCUUCUCCUCUAACAAACUAUCAGAAAUUUUCAACCAUUUUUCAGUGAAGCCAACAUCUGUGGAAGCCAAAACAAUUAAGAAAACAAUCGAAGAGUGUGAAGCUCCAGGCAUUAAGGGAGAGGAAAGAUAUUGCGCCACAUCUUUAGAAUCAAUGGUUGAUUUUAGCACUUCCAAGCUUAGAACAAGAAACGUUCAAGCAAUCUCGACUGAGGUAUUGGAAAAAGGAGCCACCAUGUCCAUGCACAAGUAUACAACAAUGCCGGGACUGAAGAAGUUGGCAGGUGACAAAGUCGUUGUGUGUCAUAAGGAGAACUAUCCCUAUGCUGUGUUUUUCUGCCAUGCAAUAAAACAGACAGCAGCUUAUGUUCUCUCCCUGAAAGGCGAUGAUGGGGUGAAGGUUAAAGCAGUAACCAUCUGCCAUCUAGACACAUCAGAAUGGAACCCAAAGCAUUUGGCCUUCCAAAUCCUCAAAGUUAAGCCCGGAACCAUUCCCAUCUGCCAUUUCCUUUCCACAGAUGCUAUUGCCUGGGUUCCGAACCACAAAUCUGCAUGAUCAUCACUUAGCAUUGUACGUAUAAUAAGCUUGCACCCCUGUAUAAUUAUCUCCCUACUCUACUUAUUUCUGCCUCUUCUGUUGAGAUUUCAAUC